This is a messenger RNA of Symbiodinium sp. CCMP2592, 1632 nucleotides long. The record is from the annotation of a GenBank genome assembly. NCBI's taxonomy places the organism in Eukaryota, Dinophyceae, Suessiales, Symbiodiniaceae.
AUGGAGGGCGCGCCUUCAACCCCCGCUGCCCUGUGGUUGCAGCUGCCACUCUGCCAGGACGAGCGCGGCGACAGCAGCCGCGAUGUGCAACUUGCUUGCAGCGCUGAUGCGUGCCCUCGAGCCUUGCUGACGCACUUCCUCAGGCCUGAGGGCGGCUUUGUCGCUUCCACGACACCCCUCGGCACUGCACAGUGCCAGGAAGCUCCGUCGGACGAGACACGAGAGAGAAGGCCAAGUCUUAUCAGCACCGAAGCCCCCGACGACAACGACCCAGAGGACGAAGCAGCACUCCGCCUUGAUGUGCAGAAGCUCGGUCGUGCGGCCGAGGAGGCUCAGAAGGAGACGACGGAAUCCAAGACGAGAGAUGCCGCCAGCAUAAAGGAGGCGGAAGAAUCCCAGCGGGCUUUUGAGAAAGCCAUGGUGAUGCCGCGGGAGGUCUAUGGAAAGGCCCCGGCAUCCCUGCGGCAAGCGGAUCAGACUUCGUCUGACCUGCCGGCCAUUGAAGGCGCACUGGAGACGUUCCCCGAUGCGGAUAUCGCGGCUCCGCAGAGGGGCUUGCUGGAACUCCUUGAGGCGCAGGCCUCGCGGGCUUCUCCAGGGCGUUUGGAGGACAAGCUGACAAACUCUUUCGAGAGUCGCCUGCGGCGGUCGGCAGCAGGAAUUGCAGAUGCCAUUUUCGCAAACAAGAUUGAUCUGCGAAACGUCUUCAACCAGUGGGACCUGAAGAGAUGCGGCAGCCUCGACGAAGAGGAGUUCCAGUGCGCCGUUGCUACCCUGGGCUUCGAUGCCACUCCCGAAGUCACAGCGGUCCUCUUCAAGGCCUUUGAUUUGAAAGGGGAUGGCCGAGUGUCCUGCUGGGAAUUCACGACAGGCUUGCGCACCUUGCAAGCCACAGCCACUGAAGAGCGAGGUGCCUCGACUCGCGCCGUCUCCUUUACAGGAGGGUCCUCAAGCUCCACAGCAUCGCACCUCGCGGGCAGCGAUCCUGUAUGGGGGGUAGGGGCAGGCUCGGGCUCCGGCCAAUCGGGCGCUUCUGGUGGACGUGUGCAAGGACACCUGCCAGAGGCAAGCUUGGGAGAACGGAGAGCACUGGCUCGGGAGGAGCGAAGGAAUGAAGCUAGAGAGCGCAUACGGGAAGCCACGCGGGGUCGCGAUGUGGAGCACCUGAGAGAAGCCAUCGAGGAUGGAGAGAGAGCAAGGCUGGAGGAGGAGCUCGGCCAUGCACGGAAGCUAUUGGCGGAAGAGAUGCAGAAGGCUCGCGCAAAGACAGCGCUGCAAGAAGCAAUGGCUGCUGGUGACAGAGCCCGUUUGCAAGAGGCGAUCUCGCUGGCACAAAGGGCCGGCGUCGAUGCAUGCGAGAUGGCCCGAUUCAAAGAUCUCCUCGCCGCCGAGCCCGAGGAUGUCUCCUUCCUCACCUUUGUGAAGAAGGAGCUUCUCUGCGAGGCGAAGCUGGCGUCCUCGAGAGGGAGGAGUCGGAGUCCGCAAUGGGCACUGAAGCGGCGAAUCGGCCGCUCAGUGAUGCCGAGGACCGUUCCCCUGGCAUACCUCACAAGCGUCUGCUGGGCGGAGGAACGCGGCCGCUCCGAGGACGGCUGGGAGGAUGAAUCGGACGAUGACUCCGAGUUCAAUUAA